UCUUCCAACUUGAAGCUCUCAUGAAAGAACGGUAUUAUUAGUUAUUAUUUAUUCACUAACGGAAGUAUCGGAGUUCUUAACUACUGUAAACCCUAGAUUAUUCUCCGUUCAACCAUGGCAUCUUUUCAUCGAAAUAUGCACGACGUUAACUUAAAGCCCUGCUUGCUUGAGUCAUUGACGAGAAGGCUGAAGACGUCUCUUAAAGGACAAUUGGACGCCCCAUUGAUCCAUUCUAUAAUUAAUUCCAAGCUUGAGACCUACCAGUUGUUAAACGAGCCCUCCGCUGCAGACUCUGUGGACGACAAGCUAAUCAAAAACUGGAAGAAGGCUGUAGAUUCAUGGAUAGAUUAUUUGCUGACACUCGUCUCCUCGAAUUUGCCAGAUAAGUGUUGGGUUGGACUGCUUUUACUUGGGGUGACUAGUCAGAGGUGCAGUGCCGAGCGAUUUCUGGUAUCAUAUUCGGUUUGGCUUCAUAAGAUACAAUUGCAUAUUCAGUCUCUGGAAGGUUCUCAAAUUGUAAAGGUGGCUGCUUGUUCAUCUCUAUCUGACCUUUUCACAAGAUUAGGCGGAUUUCCAAAAGCAACAAAGGAGGGGGCAUCACAUGCAAUCAAACUUGUUGAACCAGUGCUUAAGUUAUUGAAUGGAGAUACCUCAGAACCUGUACAGGAAGGUGCUAUUUAUCUAUUAUGUGCCAUGAUAACUUCCUUUCCAUCUUCCAUCAAUCGGUAUUAUGAUGCUGUUGAAUCUGCAAUUGUUUCAAAAAUCUUGUCAAGCAAGUUCGAUGAACAGUUAGUGAAGGAACUUGUUUAUAGCUUGGCAUUACUUCCAAAAUCAAGAGGUGACGCGGAGAGCUGGUCAUUGAUGAUGUUGAAAUUAUUAUACUCAAUCAAUAUCCAAUUAAAGGAUGCUUUUGAGGGCAUCGAGGAAGAGUCCAGAACUAAAGAGGCUAUUAACCAACUAGUACUUCCAGGAAAGGAGCCUAUAUCUUCACUAGGAGGUUUAUCGUUAGAAAUAUCAGGCCGGAAAUUGAAGUCUGAGGGGUUGCUGACCAACAAUCUCACAUCAUUAAUGGAUUGUUGUUGUGCAUUGCUUGCAAAUUCUUAUCCUGUUCAGGUUCCAGCUUUUGUAGUUCGUCCCUUACUAGCCCUUGUGGGGAGGGUGCUAAUGGUUGAUGGUUCCAUCCCUGAAAGCUUACUUGCUUUCAUGACAGACAUGCAACAAGAGCUUAUAUGUUCACAACUUCCAGUGUUGCAUUCCCAUGCUUUAGACCUUCUCUCUGCAGUAGUGAGAACACUAAGAAGUCAAAUUAUACCCCAUGCUGCACAUGUCACACGGCUGCUCAUGGAGUACUUCAAGAAAUGUGUAUUGCCAGCCCUAAGAAUAAAGGUGUACACGAUUGCAAAGGUUCUAAUGAUAUCCAUGGGAGCAGGCAUUUCAGCAUCCAUCAGGCAGGAAAUUGUGAAUAAUGCACUUAAAGAUUUGGACUUUACUGGUCGUGAGGGUGAGGAAGGCUCUCAAGCAGAUACAAAAGACCGUAGUGAGGCAUUGCUGCGGAGAUGCCACAAGAAAAGGAAAACUGCUACUGGUUUUUGUGAAGAUCCUGCAAUGGAUGUGCACAAAAGUUCUGCAUCAAUAUCUGUUAAGAUAGCUGCUUUAGAUGCACUAGAAACCCUUCUUACAGUGGCUGGUGCUUUGGGAGCUGGGAGUUGGCGAUCAACUAUUGAUCAUCUUUGUAUCAAUGUUGCUACAACUGCUUGUCGAGAUGGAUGGCAUUUGGAGGAAAUGAAUAUUAAUUAUUCUGGGAAACCUGAGGCAACAUUGUUAGAUUUUCAGCUAGCAUCAUUGCGAGCACUGUUGACAUCUUUUCUUUCCCCAACUGGCGUUCGUCCCCCAUUUUUAGCACAAGGUCUCGAGCUUUUUAACAGAGGUAAGCAAGAAACAGGAACUAAGCUUGGUCAGUUCUGUGUUCAAGCACUUUCAUCUUUGGAAGUUCUCGUUCAUCCUAGGGCCCUUCCAUGGAUAGAUUUCUUACCUGCAGGCUAUUCUUAUGAUGUCAAAACAAAUGUUCCAUUUUCUUCCGGUACCCAGAUAAACGGUCUGGCAAAUUCCAAUUCCCAACAUGAUGAAAUUCACGCUAUGUGGUCAGAAAACGAAGAUGAAACUGGAAUCCCAGCGACAUAUGUUGGAAAUAAUACAAAUAACGUAGAAAGACCUUCGGAAACACUAUCUGCUAUGGAAACUGAAACUCUAGCACCAGUCAGUUUGUCAAAUGGAACCAAACCCACAGUGAAUGAACUCGUUAAGGGAACUGAGAAGAUAACUACAGUUGACGACACUUCAGUUACUCAACCAGCUGACAAAAUUGUUUCAGAAAUUAAGGAAUUGAGUGGUGCCGAGGAAACUUCAAAGGCUUCUGAAGAUAAUGAUACCAAAGAAACUACGAAAGUUGACAUGAACAAGUCUCUUCCUGUUAAUGUCGAUGAUGACGACGACUCGUCUAUGGACUCACUACCUGAUAUUAUGGAUGGGGAUCCAGACUCUGAUUAGGCAGUUAUUUUUGCUUUUCUGUUGUAAGAUUAUAGGCCUCUUACAAUUUUGGAUUUUGAUGAGAAUAUUUUAAAGUUUUUGUAGGUUCUUUGAAAGACAAAGACCUCUUGAUUUUCCAGUUUUAAAUUAUCAGUGUGAUUUAUUUUUUAUGUUA
Messenger RNA from Impatiens glandulifera, 2701 nucleotides. RefSeq names its product proline-, glutamic acid- and leucine-rich protein 1. The coding region runs from base 115 to 2547 and encodes 810 amino acids. NCBI's taxonomy places the organism in Eukaryota, Viridiplantae, Streptophyta, Magnoliopsida, Ericales, Balsaminaceae. The record is from RefSeq and is a predicted model, not a curated record. Gene Ontology annotation, cellular component: nucleus. Gene Ontology annotation, biological process: rRNA processing. The transcript is spliced from 13 exons.